This is a messenger RNA of Aureobasidium pullulans EXF-150, 3699 nucleotides long. RefSeq lists its product as uncharacterized. Gene Ontology annotation, molecular function: histidine phosphotransfer kinase activity; phosphorelay sensor kinase activity. Gene Ontology annotation, biological process: phosphorelay signal transduction system; protein autophosphorylation. The record is from RefSeq and is a predicted model, not a curated record. The coding region runs from base 155 to 3577 and encodes 1140 amino acids. The transcript has 6 exons. NCBI's taxonomy places the organism in Eukaryota, Fungi, Ascomycota, Dothideomycetes, Dothideales, Saccotheciaceae.
CUGGCCCGUCUGGCAGCGUUUGAUUUUAGCGAACCCUUUGGUCGAGUCUAGACGGCACAGAUUCAAGAUCGAAGGAAGCGCGCAGGCGAGGCGAUCAGAUGGAUCCUAUGGCAAUUGCGUCUGUCCAACUCGGUCUCCACGACAUGCGUGAGAGAUGGACGAUAGCGCGGCCGCUCUCAUCCUUAGCGCCCUGCCCGACCUGACGCCGCACGACUUGUCUGUUGUCGACCGCCUUCUUGAUUUGCUGCGCAUUCACAUUUCGACCGCUUCCUCACCCGCUUCGCCGCGCCUGUACGUGGCCGCCGUUGACGCCCUUCACUCUUCGACUUGCGAUUCCCUCAAUUCCUCGACCGACUCUACCAGCGACGACAAAAGCCAUGUCACCCCUGACGACGCAGCAGACGACACCCUCGACCAUGCGCCCAAUCGCACACGGCACCAUGGCACAGACCAAACCGCGACCGCCGUCGAGUUCGACAUCAAGACGCGCUGCUGGAAGCUGAAGCGCCGGCGCUCGUCCACCGAUUCAUUCUCGUCCACCUCGACAGCUCGUUCCAACUCCCUCGGGCCUUCCUCGACGACCACGAGCCGUUCCAACUCCUUCAAGAAGCGACAGCUGUCGCAUCGACAAGGCAUUGGUGCACCUGACAAGAGCGAGGAAGGGCACGCCAACAAACACAACAAGAGUGACCACGAAGCCGUCAACAGACAUGAAAAGAGCAGGGAAGACAUCAAUGGACAUGACAAGAGCAGGGAAGACCAGGACAAGCUCGACAGCAGCAAGGAGACGGAAGCAGACUGGACGUCGCACAUCCCCCACAGUGAGCACAACCAGUUCCUGAUCAACACCCGCUGGGACAAGACAUCGCUGGGUCCCAUGCGCACAUGGCCGCCUAUUCUGCAGCUCAUGACGCUCAAGAUGCUGGCAGACCCCCGUCCGGCCAAUCUCUACUGGGGUCAGGACCGCAUCGCAAUCUACAACGAGCCCUUCGCCGUCAUGGCACACUCGCGUCACCCGGCCAUGAUGGGUGCCACGGCCGCAGACGCCAUGCCGGCCACUUGGCCCUUCCUCAAGGUCAUGAUGCAACAAGUUCAGGACACCAACACGGCCUUUUCGCUGCCCGAAUUUGAGAUGGAAGUGCACAAGGAGAACGGCUUCCUCGAAGAAGCGUGGUACGAUGGCAUCUUCUCACCCAUCAGCGACACCAAUGGCCGCUUCCAAGGCCUGUACAACUCUGGCUACGAAAUCACAAACACCGUCCUCAUGCACCGAUACGCUCGCCUUAUACACCGUAUGGCCGCCACUCCCGACUUUGACCACGAGUCGCCUUGGACGCACAUUGUCAAGAGCUGCGAAGAAUUUGGGAGAGACGUACCGAUGCUACUGGUCUAUUCUGCACACGUCAAACCGACCUCUCGCUCCGACCACUGCACACUACAACUCAAGGGCUCCCUGGGCAUCAAACCACCUCAAGGCCAAGCGCUCAACACCUUCGACCUUGAUGAUUCAGAUCAUGUUCUUGCUCCAGCUUUCAGAUCAAGCAAAUCACUCGGCCAUCCUGUGUUGCUUGAUACCUCUCACGAAUCAUUCCAACACUUCCGAUCAGGCAUCGACUGGCGAGGCUAUUUGGAACCCUCGUCCCGCAUAGUAGUCAUGCCGGUCCUCACAACCGGCCUUAUUGCUGGCUUCAUAGUCAUGGGCUUGAACCCCAGAAGACCCUACGAUGAUGAUCUGAAACAGCUUGUUCGCGAUAUCUGGUUGACUUGCACUUCCGUACUCUCGUCAAGUAUCAGUUUCGAUCAAGCCAGAGAGCGUGAAAAAGUCUUGACAAGAGAACUCACCCAGCGCGAGCGUUUCAUACGUAAACUUGCAGAGGUCACCAACGUCGGAAUCUAUUCUUUGUCGCCCACUGGCAUCCUCACCUAUGCGAACCCAAAGUUUCACGACAUGCUCGAAUCGACGCUCGAAACUGAGAACGGUCAAGUCUUUGGCUUCGAUGACUUUGUACUUGAUGACGAUCUGCACAAAAUCACCGCUGCUCACGAGGAAUGCAAGGCUCAAUGCACCAACGUAAGCGUCGAGAUUCGUCUUAAACGAACUUGGUUUCCUCCAGGUUCAUCAAAUGAGCAGCCUUGCUGGGUAUUGAACUCUAUCGUGCCAGACAUCGAAGACGGUCAGAUCAAGGGUGUUAUCGGUUCUCUUUCAGACAUUGGACAUACCAUGUGGGCUUUGCAACUACAGAAAGACUCGACCGAGUCUGCCCUCGAGUCCAAGAAACACCUGGAGCAGUUCAUUGACAUGACCUCACACGAAAUGCGCAAUCCUCUGGGCGCGACAAUCCAAUGCGCGGAAGAUAUCGCACGUACUAUCGACGAGGCGAGAGUAUCUUUCAGCGACAAGGAUCUGUCGGAACUCUUCGAAUCAGUAAGCGAAAACGCGAAGACCAUCGCGUUCUGCAGUGCCCAUCAGAAAACAAUCGCGGACGACAUUCUGGUAGUCUCCAAGCUGAGUUCGUCGCUAUUGUCGCUUUCUUCAGCUAGCUGUCAACCAGAGACGGUCGCAAAACAAGUUGUGCGCAUGUUCAAGGCCGAGGCUGCCAACGCGACUGUCGACUUGGACUUGGAGGUGCACUCUUCGUACAGCAUCGACUGGGCUUCGUGCGACGCGUCAAGAAUACGCCAAAUCCUUAUCAACCUCGUCAGCAAUUCGCUGAAAUUCACCAAGGGCAGAAACCAGCGACAAAUCAAAGUCAUCGUUGGGUCAAGUCAUGUCGCGCCUCCUGAGUACAUGUCUGAGUUGCAAUGGCAUCCGAAAGAGCUACUUCCGCCAGUCCUGAGCAACAACAACGAAAUCUUCCUUACACUCCAAGUGCAGGACACUGGCAAGGGUCUGAGUCGGGAAGAAACGGACAAGCUCUUCAAUAGGUUCGCGCAAGCAAGUUCAACAACCAGCUCUACUUAUGGUGGAUCGGGUCUCGGUCUCUUCAUCUCGAUGCAACUGGCUGAGCUGCAAGGUGGUCGCAUCGGCUUGUCGAGUCAGCCUGGGCAAGGAAGUACCUUCGGAUUUUACGUCAAGGUGAAGAAAGCCAUGGCCACCCAAGAGCAGGAACAAUCUCUUAGAAGAAUCUCAGAGACGUUAGAAACUCAUCUUCCGAGGAACGUCGACAAAUCUCUCGACAUUUUGCUCGUCGAAGACAAUGUAAUCAACGCUCGCAUCUUGAGCAAGCAACUUCGCGCAAAAGGGCAUCAAGUCCACGUUGCAAUCCACGGACAGGAAGCACUCGACUUUUUGCGUACCACCAAGUAUUCGCAAGGGUCCGACAGCAAUGCCGUCGAGCUGGAUGUCAUCUUGAUGGACUGGGAGAUGCCAGUGCUCAACGGUAUUGAUUGUACGAAACAAAUACGACAGCUGGAAGAGCAAGGCUCGCUUAAAACACACUUGCCCAUCGUUAUUACUUCUGCGAACGCGCGGCCAGAACAGAUCGAGGUAGCCUAUGCUGCUGGAACUGAUGAGUUCUUGUCUAAGCCUUUCACUGUCACACAGGUUCUUGAGAAGAUUCGGCAGAUGAACAAUUAAACUGAAGCGGAAGAUGUUGGAUAAUGUAACACUGAUCUGGAUAAUGAGCUUCACGAACAUAUAUCAAUACACGACAGAGAAUACAAACAAGCGCAAAGAUGAAUCAUACACGGACAUACCCU